Molecule: messenger RNA, 3885 nt
Organism: Anthonomus grandis grandis
Lineage: Eukaryota; Metazoa; Arthropoda; Insecta; Coleoptera; Curculionidae
Product: ataxin-7-like
Exons: 8
Coding region: 435-2885 (816 amino acids)
Source: RefSeq, a predicted model, not a curated record
UCACUCAUUAUGCACUACAACAAUUUAAUUUUUGAUAUUUUUUUCUCCAAAUUCAUAUAAGAAAUCAAUGUAAAACCUAUUUAAAAAAUUGUAAAUUAUUUACAAAUAAAACGCCUAAAUACGUAAUACCAUAACAUAGUUGUAUUAUUUAGCUACUUAUAAAAAUCCAUACUCAUUUCUUAGCUCCAGCUCAAAUGGUGACAUUCAAGCAAAAUAUUGGUUUCUUUUUCAAGGGAGCUUUAAAUGAAUGUUAGCUAAACAAAAUUCCAGUGAUAUUAAUUUGUCUUGCUUAUUCAGCAGGCAAUACUAAUAGAAAAUCUACAACCUUUGCAAAAACAUAUUUAGGAAAUACAUUGUAGGAUGAAAUAAAAACAGGGAAGGAACUUCUGCCAGGGUUUAGUUCACUUAAGCUGUUUGUAAAAGGUAGUUUAUGGAUGGCCAAAUUUGAGGAGGAAUCCUAUCAACCUUUAGAAAGAAUGGACCGGUAUUUAAAGAGCAUACAAAAACACACCUGUGUCCUUGGUUACAGUAAGAAAGGUGUUUGUACUACAAAGACUAAAAAAUGGGAUGUUGUGCGAAAACUUGCAAAGAAACUUGCUACAGAAGACGAAGUUGCUGGAAGAACCUUCAGAGAACCCCAAGAUCCCGAUCCCGGAGUACAGCUCCUCCCCAGGCAGGAUAUUAUGGUAUAUGGAACCAUUCCAACAAUGGAACAACGGGAACUUUUAAAAUGCAGCAAUUGUGGAAGGGUGUUUUACCCCCAAGACAUACGAAACCAUGUAAAUUGUUCCAGAAGGCCUCACACUUUACCUAAUAUCCUAAAAAAGAAAGUAAAAACCAAGCAGAAUGUUAGUAGUAGUAAUGGGAAAAAGCCCAGCACAAAUGGUGACAGCCCACACUCCAGUUCAACGAAUAGUAAUAACGCGACACCUCAGUCCAUUGUUUCUAGCGUCGUUGUUUGUCCUACUAAAGGAGUUAAAAGUUUUGAAUUUAAGAGACCAUAUACGCCCCCGCCACUAAAGCCAGCAGUGCAUCGACCGCCUGGUUCGCCAUCACCUUCAAUGCCACAGCUAAAAGUGUCUGUAACAAAGAUAGGUUCCACAAAAGUUACGAAAACUUCACCGUUAAUCGUUUCUGCUCCCUCCGAAACUACCUCCAAUCAAAGACCUGACAACAAAUUGACCCCUUCGAAGAUCGUAUCUUCUUCAAAGGUAGUGACUUCAUCAAAGACUGCUUCAUCAUCGAAGGGUAGCUCAUCAUCAGUUAGCUCUCACCACAGCUCAUCCUCAAAGAGCUCGUCUUCUGGUGCUCAUAGUUUAUCAAAAUCUUCAUCAGCUGGGCAUAUUUCGAGAAGUUCAAGCUCUUCGUCGUCGUCAUCGUCGUCGUCUGGAUAUCAUGGUUCCAAAAGUUCUUCGUCGUCUAGCCAUCAUAGCUUGAAGAGUUCAUCUCCAUCAUCUUUAUCUUUAGGCCACCAUAGGUCUAGGAGCCCCUCAUCUUCUGGUCACCACAGUCCCAAGUCUCCUUCCACUAAGAGUAGCAGUAGUGGUAGUAGCCAUCAUGGGAGCAACCACCAUAGCAGCAGCUCUAGCAGCCAUCAUUCUUCUAAAUCGUCAUCAACAUCUUCAAAAUUCUCAUCAAGCGCCACAGUACCAUCAAAGUCAACACCAAUGGAUACCUUACCGCCAAGUUCCUCAUCAUCUUCGUCCACAUCAUCUCAUCACCAUCAUUCGUCAAGCAGCAAUUCAGGCCAUAGUUCCAGUCGUCACAAGAAGCCCUCCUCUUCCAAAAGAAGUAUUAGCAGUAGCAGCAGCGGCAGUAGCAGUAGUACCAGCUCUGGUAGCAGCAAAAGCAUGCCAAAAAAUUUCAAUCCAGAUAUCCACUGCGGAGUCGUCGACGGAGGAAGAGGUCCUUGUAUGAGAAGCAUUACAUGUUCGAACCAUAGGCUCCACCUAAGGAAAUUGGUGUCUGGUCGAAGCAAAGAUAUCCAUCAGUUAAUAGCUGAAAGAAAAGCGGCUAAAGAAAAUGAAUCAAAAUUAGCUACACCAGUAACUGCACCGCAGCCACCAGUUAUGAUGCAACUAGGCCCAAACGGAGGGUCAAAAAACUACGCAUCAGGUCCCACUACCGGCUGCGCUCCAAUUGUGGUCCCAGCUGCAAGCACCCCAGACACAAUUAAAGUGGAGAAACACUUUGAACCUUAUCUGCCUGCGGAAGAGUUUCUUUAUCCACAAGAGUUAUCAAACACCGCGGAAAUGAUGCAGAAGUUAGUUGCUGCUAGCGUGGAUCUCGAGUUACCGGAAGAAAAAGAAAAAAUGUUUCAGGCAUCUAUGCCUUCUGUUCGCAGCGCAUCGGAUAAAAUGCCUAUAAUGGUUGUUCCUGUUCGACCUUUAUCAGGGAUUUGUGAGGUAAUAAAAAUUGGAAAAACGGUUAUGUCAGUGGAAUCAAGAAAGCCAACCUACCCACCAGCCAAGAAGGCUGCUGUCAUGCCGAUAACAUCAAACUAUAACAAUAGCAGUCACGUGAGAAUUUACAAGUCUCACCCAAAACCUGUACGAUUUGCCAACUUUGGCACUAGAAAAUUAGGCGGCGCUGUCGUGUGUGCAAAUCCAUUACUGGAAGAUCAAAAGAAUGAUAUGUUAGCUAAAAUAGAUUUUGCCUUAGAAUCUAAUAUACUAAAAGACAACAGUGAAAAGAAAUCUUCAGACUUAAAUGGAUUUGUCACUCACGCAGAUGCAAGCGAGCAGACUGACUCUCCGGCGCCCGCCCAUUCAGUAGAAAAUGGUCGGAUCGCUGAAAUUGCACCUCAACCGCAGCCAAUUCCUAUUCGUAGAAUUAUGUCCCGUCAUGAACUGAUUAUUCGUCUCAUUGACAGAUUUGGAUUUUGACUUAUGGGUAUUUGGGGGCUGUGGAUGGAAGUUAGCCUCCAGAAUUUAAGUCGCCAAAUUAUUUAUUGACUCUAAAUAGUUUUGAAGUCGCGGUAGCUACCAACAAUGCUGGGUUUGAUAGCGCUGUGACUGGUUUACUACUGCCACUAGGUUCUCUGCGAUAUAAGUUGUAUGUACCUAAAAUUUCUGAGGUCGGUUACAAUUAGUCCACAGGGAAGCUAGAAUUUAUUUUCAUUACAAGAAUUCGUGGUUUGUGGUGAACAUGCGGAGUUAAGAUGUUACUAAAAUUUGUUUAUUUAAUUAUAUUUUUGAAAUCGUAGCAAACUAAAGCAACUUCUUUGACUUAAAACGACCUACAAAUAGUUUUAUGGUUAUCAAAUUCCCAAGUUGCCACGAUAAACGAAUCCCGAAAUAGGAUGUUAAUGAAAUACGGUAAAAAUGACAAAAUUAGUACAAAAUAAAUAGGAAUGUAGUAUAUUAAUUAUAUAUAAACCUUCUAAGAUAUUUUUUCGAAUAAGAAACUCUGAAUAAAACAUUAGACUGAAAAUAGUAGUCUGUACAGGUUCGAGAACCUAAAACGUUAUAUAACUUCGUAUAUUUUACAACUUGCAACUGUUUUAUGAUCCUAUUUUCAUAUUCCUUCAUUCCUUUUUCGUUUAUUUGGUACUCGAAACAUAAUUUCUUACCCAAAAUUUAAAACUAAUAAUUGUCCGUUCAAAUGUAAGUCUACAGAGACCAUGAAGUUCAUAUAUCAUGAACAUUAUGUUACCUUCUUUACAUAUAAGAGCCUAGACCAAGAAAGAGAGAAAAAAAUUAUAUUUCAUUAACUCCCUAUAUAAAUUAUUUUAAAUUUAAGCCUAGAUCAUUUGAUUCCAGUAAUUUUUGUUAAUGUUAGUGUUAUCGUUUUUUACUGUGACUUAUACAGCGUGUGUGAGUAUAUUUUUACGUAAUAGACAGUAAUUUAUAAAUCUCUUCUUAGUUUCAUUCAUUAGUUUUUUUU